AUGUUAACGUACUCCGUAAUUAUUUUAUUAACUUCUCUGGCGUCCUGCCUGGGAUUGCUGGAAGGACCUAAUGUUUGCACGACGCAAGAAACAUAUACCGUAACAGUGAAAGUAUCCGAAGAGCAACCCUACCAAGUUAGAGAAUACGUGUGGUGCCUCAACUUCCCUCCGAGGUGCUCGAAGUACAAAAUUAAAUUCAGGACCGUGUACAAGGACCAAAACCUGGUCAAAACCCGACCGGUGGAGGACUGCUGCAAGGGUUACACCAAGAACAACUUGGGAACCCGUUGCAUUCCAGUUUGUUCCAGAGAUUGCAUCCACGGAACCUGCGCCGCUCCCGAAACUUGCCAGUGCGAGUCUGGAUAUGGAGGACCUUAUUGUGAUAUUACUUGCCCGAAGGGCCUGUGGGGCCGCGAGUGCCAGCACAAGUGCGAAUGCCAGAACAAUUCGACGUGCGAUCCGUUCAACGGGCACUGCCAUUGUUCCAGGGGCUGGAUAGGCGAGCGCUGCGAGAAAACCUGCGACGCCGGGCACUUCGGGCAAGAUUGCGCGGAGACGUGCCGAUGCGAGCACGGCGAUUGCGAUCACGUGUCCGGAGAGUGCCGGUGCCACGCCGGCUACAUGGGCCCCCUCUGCGACGAUCUCUGUCCCAUCGGCAAGCACGGGCCCGAAUGCAAAUCGGACUGCAGAUGCCAGAACGGCGGCACGUGCGAUCCCGAAAACGGCUUCUGUUACUGCAAGAAAGGCUGGACGGGACCGGUGUGCGCCAAUCGGUGCCCCUUCGGCUACUGGGGCGUCAAUUGCACCCAACAGUGCGACUGCUACAACGGCGCCUCCUGCCAUCACAUCACCGGCGUCUGCGAGUGCCAGCCCGGAUUCACCGGAGACAGGUGCUUGGAUGUCUGUCCUGAGGGAACGUUCGGGAUAAAUUGCACGGAGAAAUGCGACUGUUACAACGGCGCUAAAUGCUCGAAUAAGAACGGAACGUGUAGUUGUUCGAAAGGCUGGAGAGGAUUGAAGUGCCAGAAAAGGAUGUGUCCCGACGGUUAUUUCGGCCCUAAUUGUCAAGAAAUGUGCGAAUGCAAUAAAGAGAAUACGGAAAUGUGCCAUCCAUGGACAGGCGAAUGCGAUUGCAAAGCCGGCUGGAACUCGAACGAUUGCACCAGGCUCUGCCCUAUCCUCACCUACGGCAAAGGCUGCCACAACCUGUGCAAAUGCCAAAACAACGCCCAAUGUUCGCCCGUCAACGGCACCUGCAUUUGCCAGCCCGGUUACAAGGGCGAGCAGUGCGAGAAAACCUGCCCGGAAGGCACUUUCGGCGUGGAUUGCGCUCAGAAAUGCGAUUGUAAAAACGGCGCCAAAUGCUCCACAGAAACCGGCCAGUGUCAAUGCCCGCCGGGCUGGGAAGGCCAGCAGUGCGACCGGCCCUGCAGCAACAACUCAUUCGGCGAUCAUUGCAACAGCAAAUGCCUAUGCAAGAACGGCGCCUCCUGCAACCCCGUAAACGGUAGUUGUACGUGCGGAGCCGGGUUUACCGGCGAAUAUUGCGAAAGCAAAUGCCACCAAGGCUACUUUGGGCUGAACUGCGAACAAGUUUGCCAAUGUCACGACGGACAUCAUAAUGGUUGCGAUCCCGUUACAGGCAAAUGCAUUUGCAAGGGUCAGUGGAAAGGCGUACUAUGCGAAUCGAUGUGCGCCGAAGGCAAAUUCGGCACGGAUUGCGAACAAUCCUGCAACUGCCAAAACAACAGCUCCUGCGACCCCGAAACCGGCAAGUGCGUCUGCUCCAGAGGUUGGCAGGGAAAAGACUGCACGCUUCCCUGCGAUCCGGGAUUCUACGGCAGCGGCUGCAAGCAAAGAUGUCCGGAGGUGUCUCAGGGCAAUAAAACUUGCGAUCACAUCACCGGAGACUACAUAUGCCCUCCUGGUUACACGGGAUUCACCUGCGAGCAUCCGUGUCCGUUCGGAAGUUACGGGAAGAAUUGCGAGAAAACUUGCACUUGCAAAAACGGCGGCGAUUGCCAUCAUGUUACAGGCGAGUGCCAAUGCCUUCCGGGCUGGAUGGGAGCGAAUUGCACCGUACCGUGCCAACCGGGCAGGUUCGGAAUCAAUUGCAGUCAACAUUGCAAAUGCUUGAACGGAGGAGAAUGCAGAAGGAACGACGGAGUGUGCAGAUGCAGGGCUGGAUGGACUGGUACUCAAUGCCAAGAAUUGUGUCCAGAGGGAUAUUACGGAGACCACUGCAUGACUCCGUGCGAAUGCGAAAACGACAAUUUCAUCUGCCAACCGACCGACGGGUGCGUUUGCAAGCACGGUUUCACCGGCGAACACUGCGAGGAAUCCAACAUACUCGGCAGAGUGAGGCAAUUGGACGAUAGCGGUGGAGGUUACGGGGUAAUCGUAGCCGUCAUUAUGGUGUCUAUCAUAUUCAUAGCCAUUGUGGUGCUGUUGGUGUUCUACUACAGGCGGCGCGUGUCCAAUUUAAAAACGGAAAUCGCCCACGUGCAGUACAUAGCUGAUCCUAGUGCAUUUUCACCAGAUCGCAACCACUUCGACAAUCCGGUGUAUUCGUUCCAAACUGGCGGCAAGCUGGAUCUCGAUUACCUGUUGAAUAACAAAACGAAAAUAUUCAAUAACUUCCACAAGCCGUUGAAUCCGAAUUUGGAACGCGCAAGACUCGGAGGCUGUUGUUCCACGGACGAUGAUGAUUCCGCUAAAGGUAUUUACGAUCCACAAUUCGACGAAUUGAAGAGUUUAAAGAAUCGAGAAGCCGACGCAACCAAUCCCAAUAUCUAUCACAGUAUUGAAAAAUUGGAUCACGUCUACGCUGAAAUUAAUCAGAAAGAUCCUAAGGAUAUUGAAAUGGAAUACGACCAUUUAGACUAUACGAGACCUGUGAGCACACUAAAACCCCACUAUCAACGGAUGGCUAGUCCGUUCGGCUCCAGAGACCUCACUAAAGAUGAAUCAAAUGUGACUGAUUAG
Messenger RNA from Phyllotreta striolata, 2985 nucleotides. NCBI's taxonomy places the organism in Eukaryota, Metazoa, Arthropoda, Insecta, Coleoptera, Chrysomelidae. The record is from the annotation of a GenBank genome assembly.